AACCCCAUCCGCACCAGCAGGAGAAAGAUGUCCGAGCCCAAUAAGUACCGAGAGUGGAUCCUGGAAACAAUCGACUCUCUCCGCUCGAGAAAAGCUCGUCCGGAUCUGGAGAGAAUUUGUCGAAUGGUUCGGAGACGUCAUGGCUCGGACCCGGACCGAACCAGGACAGAACUGGAAAAACUGAUUCAGGAGCAGACGGUGCUCAAAGUUAGCUACAAGGGCUCCAUAUCGUACCGAAACGCGGCGAAGGUGCAGAGGAAAAGCCGAAAGAAGUGUGAGUUUACGGGCGCUGGCAGCAGCAGCGGCGGCAGCGGCGGCAGCGCGGAGGCAGCGAGGGAGCGGACCAAACACGACCAUCUGAACAACAACGGCGACAGUGCGCACAGCUUCACAGACCAGGAGGAGGGAGAGGAGGACUCGCAGCCCAGCCCAGAGCCCCACGCUCAGACAGCAGCCAGCAGCUCGGGGAAAAAGCUUAAGCCUGCCCCCAGCCCGAGCAGCGGAAAAGGGUGCCUCAGUUGUGGCGCAACAACGGGCUGCGAUGUCGGGAGCGGCUGUAAAGAGGAGAAAGCAAGUGCAUCAAAAGACAAGGGAUUAGGACAGCAGGGAGCGGGGGGCUGCCCGUCGCCCGGUCUCGUCCAUAGAACAAGCGCAAACGACGGCGGAGAUGCCAGCGGGACAACGCCGAGCAAAACCGAUGCAGUUCGCGGAGGAAAGGUCUCGGGUCUAUUCGGGGCUGACACCCAACACAAAACUUGCUCUGGGGGCGUCAGCCUUCAACAACAGGGACCGAGGCAGACUGUGCUCCUCAAGCCCAAACUUCGUGUCGGAGGAGGGGGCACCAGAACAGCGGGGAACCACGCCAACUCCGACCUCGGCGACAGACUGGUGGCUUCUGUGCGCAGCCUGUCCGAGAAGAGCCUCCGGGGGGGCUCCACCGCCACAAGAGGCCACGGUAAACCGCUCGGGCUGAAGGAGAUCCUCGGCUAUCUGAGCAGUCAGGAGCGGCUGUCGGAGGAGAAGCUGACCCGAGGCAAAGUCAAAGUGGUGAUGGAGAGAGAGGUGGCGAGGGGCAGGCUGCGCAGGACCCGCUGCGGGAACAUUACUCUUCCUCUAAGGGGGAUGGUGCUGGAGGAGCCGAAGAAUGCGUCCGCUGACAGACUUGUGAAGAGCGCACUGCAGGACAGACACAUUGUGAAAAAGCCACCUUCCCCCUCUCUCCAGGAGAAUGAGCCAAUGGAAACAGCGAGCGAAGAAGAGGAACGGGAGGAUAAUGAGGAAGAGGAGAAGGACGAUCCCCGGAGUUCUGACGAGGAGGGUGGACUUUCCCCGGUAGCCAUGACAACGGAACCAGAGCUCAUUGAGAAAACCGGAGAAGAUGUUGAGGUCCAGACAGCAUCAAAGCAGGAGAGCUCCCAGAAGCAGCACGAAGGUUUGGUUGCUGAUCUCUCGAGGGUGUCUGGGCUUGAUUCCCUCAGCAGGACGCCAUACUCACCUAUUCAGGGAACUUCCCUGCCACAACUUAACGUUACUCACCUGGAGGACAGGAAUGGGGCCCAAACUCAUCUACAAACAGAUGCAAUGAUGCCGAAUGACAGAAUCAACCGCACCUCCCCGGGCUUGAACUGCCGGGAGUCCAAGACAGAGGUCGGAGUGUCGUCCUGCCUGCUCACACCCACUGCCUCCCCGAGGGACUCCUGCCUGUCUGAGGAACGAGGGAUAAACGGAGGAGUAAACAGUGGAGGAUGUGUGAAGUCCGAGGGGGUCAGUGGGAGCCCGGUGGAGUGGACAGUGUCUGACGUUGUCAGUUAUUUCACAGCAGCAGGUUUCCCCGAGCAGGCUGCUGCCUUCAAGACCCAGGAAAUCGAUGGCAAGUCUCUUCUCCUCAUGCAGCGUAAUGAUGUUCUGACUGGCCUGUCAAUCAGACUCGGCCCCGCCCUCAAGAUCUAUGAGCGUCAUGUAAAGGUUCUGCAGAGAACGCACUUUGAGGAGGACGACUGCUAACAAAAGACACAUGAAGUACACACAGAGACCGUAAAGUCUGUAUCUACAAUUAACUUCAAUAAUCUUAUAACAAUGUAUGCAUGAAAUACAAUACAAUUCAAUUUUUCAUCUCAUGAAAACCAGCUCUUACAACACACACACACACACACACACACACACACACACACACUAUACUUCUCCUCCGGGACCCCUCAGACUGCUCUGGUCCAGAAACGACAAAAUAAUGAGAAUGCUUUUCCUGUACAAAAAGAUUUUCUACUGAACAGAGCAGUAAUGUUGGAGGGAGAAGGAAGUCAGAACUUUUUAUGAUGGAGAAGUUGAAAAAAUAAGUCAUGCAAACUUUUCUUUUUUAAACAUUCAAUGAACAAGCACUUUUGUAAUUCCUCGCUGUGCAGGACAGUUUGUUAUUUUGGGCUCAUAUUUUGCACAUUUUGAAAGAGGUUGUGUUCAUGUGUGUGGGAGUUCAUGUAAGUUUGUGCACAUGGUCAUUGGUUAUAGCAAUAAGCUGGCACUUAAAUGUUUGGGAGAUGGUCGAACAUUGUCAACUAAAGGUGGGAGUGUCACCCACCUUGGGGAGGGGUUACAGCCCUUUGUGAUGUCACAAAGGGGAAAUCAAAUGGCCUGUUUAAGCACCUUUUCUGAAAAGUCGAGCAGGCAAAACACAGAGAGGAUGAACUUUUCUCAUAAUCUGGGGGUUUGUAGACGGACUAGGGACACAUAUUAGUGUUAGAAAAACAUGGUACAGUGUAUUUGAAUAAUAUGUGACCCUUAAUUUGUUAUUUGAUGCCAAGGACAGGGAUUGAAAAACAUUGAUUGACAGCUCUGUUGACAAAUGUGGUUGAGGUGCUGUGUGCACCUGAUUAGAAAGGCCAAAGAGGAAGAGCAAACAAACAAACGAACACAAGACUUCCCUAAACACUUUUUGUCUGCUUCAGAUGCAGAGAACAGAUACAUGAAUGUGUUCUCCUUGAGACUGAACCAUUUCAAAAGGGUUCUUUGCCGUUUAAUUGCUAAGUUGUGUCAAGUUGUGUUUUGGUUGGUUAAUCCAGCGGCUGUAAUGUGCAACUCUGGCUCUAAACAACAUCACCACUGCACUAUGUCGGCCUAUCGCUGGGUUAUUUGGCUCCAAUCUGUCCUCAGUCUUGUAGUCUUGAAGUAUGUGUCCUGGGCCACAUUUGAAGACCUCCCACUCCCCCGUAACCAAAGCAACAACUACAUUGAAAUUCCAACUAAUAGCCUUUCACCUGCUGUGGCUAAAAAAUAUCUUCUUCCUUUAUUUUUUCCCUUUUUUGUUUUUCUAAUGUCUCAUAAUGCCAACAUAUGGGAAGCAUUGUAGUGGGCUGUGCUCAUAAAGACAGAACAAACUGUGCCUUGUAUGGAUUCAAGAAGGGACAGAGCCUGUCAAAGCUUGUUGAUGCCAGAUGAUCCUGUACAGACAAAGGAAGAGGGCGAGACAGAGUCUGGAAGCAGGUGACAGAUUUGACUAAUAAGCCUGUCGUCAUAUUUUGUUAUAAAGUUGGAGUUCAUAAACGUAACUGGUAAGGCUCAGGUUUACAGAGCAGCUAAGUGAGACCCAAUCACAAGUGAUCGCUGGAGAUGCAUUUGGAGACACGUGUUAAUAUCAGGUGUAAACACGCCCAUGAAGAAAAUAACUUUAAUUUUAUGAAUUUUCAGAGCUUCUUAUUUCUUGCCUUAUUUAAAUUUGAAAUUAAUUGAGGUUUUUGUUUUUUGUUUUGAAAACAUGGCUGACUCAGCAUCUGAAUCAAACCAGGCAGCUCCAUUGAUUCCAGCUGAAAAAGUUUGCUUUCUGUGGGGAUUCAACACUGAAGAGCCACAUUAGAAAAACCUGCUUUAAGUACAAUAUUGGUGCAGAUCAGACCUGCAGGACAGCUGAGCUGCUGUGACUUCUUAAUGCUGCAGGACUCUUUACUUCUGCUCACUAAUCACUCAGACUCUGGAUUAAUUCUUCUUCAGAUGAUCCUAACUCUAAAAACACAUAAAAACCUUUAAUAUCAGCUCAACAUUUAAAGCUACCAAUCAUAACGUAUGUUUCCUCUGUUUUUGUCGUUGGUGCCACUGGUCAGGAGGUGUCGCUAAAUUCUGUUUCGGACUUCACCCUAGGGGGACGUAGAAGACUAAUGUCAGCUGAGCUAAAACAGCCGAACAUCUCAGCUACGUGUUAGAGUGAAUAUGUGAAUACAGUAAAAAAUGAGCCAUCGUGACAUCAGCCUUUAUUUGUUAAUGAUUAAAAAACAGUUACCUGAAAGUUGAAAUCGCAGGGUACCGCUGAGUCAAUCAAUCAACUAAUCUCAUGCCACCAGCAGUUUUUAACUGUUUGUACUGUUCAAACUUAGAAACGAAAUACUGUCCAACUUUCUCACUUUCUCAGGCUGGGGUCAGGUCCAUACCUCAUGAGGUUUUUAUUCUCUCACACAAUUCGGGGAAUUGAACGGGCUCCAGUACAUAAAAGGAUACGAGAUUGCUGGUCACAUAUCAGUGUCCACAGAGCUCUGUGUGUGUCUUAAGUAAUUUGUAGAGAUCUCAGAUGAGUCCAUAUGCCGUUAGAUUAAGUAUUCUGUAUCUGUUUUUAUUGUUUCCCCUACUGAAAGCAGACAUGUUGCAAAAUGUUUUGCCACUCAUUCUGACUGAGGGGGCGUGAUUCAAUGAAAAAGGUGGCGUCAAUGCGUACCCUCUGUAGGCUAACUGGUUAACUAAAAGGGGGCAGAAAUCGUCCUGAGGGUUCGGCCCGGCUCCUGGCCUAUCUCUCAUCUCAUUCCCAUCUUCACCGUAAAGACUCCAUUCCAGGUUUGACAUCUCCUCUGUGCAUGUUUAAUUAAAAUGACCCAUUCUUGUAUCUUCUUGUCUCCAAGAUUUACGUUGCAGUUUGUGAAUGUUCUCAAUCCACUCUCCACACUCUGAUGUUUACAUUUCUUUGUGCACUCAAGCCUCCGCUACCUCUCACCCCCAGUUUCUCCUUCACUGUUAAUUUUUUCUGCAACUUUAAGAAGACAUAGCAGGUUCUAACAGUUAGUUGAAGGUGUGUGCUGCCGCUGUUUGUAUAAAGUUUGUUUCAUUCUCAUGAGUUUAACCUGUAGGAAAGGAGGACAGUGUUUAAGUCUACAUUUACACAAGGUGAAUGUAUAAUGAGUACAUGCCCUUGUUAUUCAUCUCAAGUCAUUUGUUAAAGGACAAUUUUAGUAAUAAAAGUUUCAACUAAAAGAC
This is a messenger RNA of Labrus mixtus (cuckoo wrasse), 5226 nucleotides long. RefSeq names its product sterile alpha motif domain containing 1b (gene samd1b). Bases 28 to 2004 code for a protein of 658 amino acids. The transcript is spliced from 7 exons. The record is from RefSeq and is a predicted model, not a curated record. Lineage: Eukaryota; Metazoa; Chordata; Actinopteri; Labriformes; Labridae. Gene Ontology annotation, molecular function: protein binding; DNA binding.